Molecule: messenger RNA, 2304 nt
Organism: Helicoverpa armigera (cotton bollworm)
Lineage: Eukaryota; Metazoa; Arthropoda; Insecta; Lepidoptera; Noctuidae
Gene: Mcm10
Product: protein MCM10 homolog
Exons: 1
Coding region: 115-2256 (713 amino acids)
Biological process (GO): DNA replication initiation; DNA replication
Cellular component (GO): nucleus; nuclear replication fork
Molecular function (GO): single-stranded DNA binding; DNA replication origin binding
Source: RefSeq, a predicted model, not a curated record
ACGUUGACGUGAGUAUCUUCGAAGAGAAGUUACGCGCCAAUUUCGUGAACUUUAUUUUGUAAUUAUUUCUUAUUUUAUUGAACGACUAAUCAGGUGAUUUCUAUCUCAAAUAAAAUGGACGAGAAUGACGAACUAGCACAAUUAGAAGAACUACUGUGUGCAGACCUAGAUGAGGCUGAAAAGGAAGAUAAAAUAGAAACUGCUAUCCGUGAAGUUGAUAUCUUCCAGGCAAGCAGUAGUAACGUGGAACCUGAAGAGAAAAGUGCUGACAAGAAACCUCUGAAGUCAGCAAUCCACAAUGGCGACACAGAUUCAUCAGAUGACGAAGAACAAAGAAAUUCUACUGAACGUAAGUACAGUAACUAUGGGUCUGAUGUCAAGAAAAUAUUGGACAAUCAGGAACAUGAACAGAGAGACAAGAGGCUUGAUUUCGAGACCAGAUUACGGCAGACCAAUAUGGACGCCAAGAUCGCCCAAAAUACAUUUAAAACUAAAAAGAGAAUCGAAGAGGCCAGAGAGACCAAAGAUACGUUUUGCGCUCCAGAAAUUAAAAAGAAAGAAGUCAACGAUAUUUACACUGAUCCAGUAUUCGGUAUUAGAAUUACGAAGCCACUGAUAUCAAGCACAGCUCUUCUAGAUCGCAUGCAAGGCAGAGAGGCUGUUAAUAUGCUGAGAGUAAAGAGGUAUGUUGAAAAUGAAGAUCUCUCUAAAGAUUGGGUAAUAGGUGGUGUUGUGGUAAGAAAAAGCGCACCCAAGAAGUCUCAAAAAGGCAAUCAAUUUCUGAUAUGGACUCUUUCUGACCUGAAAGAUGAUUUUAAAACGGUAUCCAUGUUCCUAUUUCGAAAAGCUUAUAAUGAUUUAUGGAAAACUCCAGAAGGUACUGUUGUGGCAGUUCUAAAUCCAAAUGUUCUAGAUAGAUCUCAGAAUAGUGCUGAACAGGCCAGUCUCAGUGUUGAGAAUCCCGACCGAGUUAUGAUCCUAGGACAAUCAAAAGAUCUGGGUGUUUGCAAGAGUAAAAAGAAAAAUGGUGAGAAAUGUACAGCAUUUGUCAAUACAAGUCAAUGUGAUGUAUGCAUAUACCAUGUCAAACAGGAGUAUCAGCAGUAUGCCAGGAGACAGGAACUCCAAUCCUCAACCAUGGGCAAAGGACUAGUUAGCUUACAAAAUAAGGUUCUUGGAAAAAGCACUGUUAUCUACGGAGGUAAAGCUUACUCUGCACUACCUUCAGGAAACACAUCUAAAGUUAAAGAAAGGGAUAGUAAUAGACUGAUGUCAUUGAGUGACUACUAUAAAUCUGAAGGUGACAAAUUCAUGACAAACAAAGCACCUUAUGGGGCAGGUCCCAUGAAAAACAACAGUAUUUUACACAGCCCUGCAGCUCAAAGAACUAGUGACACUGAAAGACUCAACAAACUUACUGGAAGUCCACAAAAUACCAAACCACAAAACCUCAGCUUAGCUGAAAGAGUUGGAAGUUCACCUAAGUUGGGAAGAAGUGGUACUUUUGGCCUCAAAGGCAGUGGUACAAUAGAUCUAAGCAUGACAUACGGACAAAAGGCUGCAGAACGAGCUAAAGCAAAUGCUUUUAGAUUGAUACAACAAAGUGGUGGUCUUGCAAAGGCUGACCCAAAUAACUUGAAAGGAACUCAAGCUGGUAAAAAGAGAGCUUUAGAAAAGUUGAAUGACUCCAACAGUGAUGAGAAUGACAGCAAGAAAUCUAAGGCUGAUGAAGAUGAUGUGACAAGAUCACAACUGAAGAAACCUAAAUCUGUAAUGUCUGAGAGGUUUAAGAAGAUUCUAGAAGCCACUUCAGCUCACCAGAACUUGAUAGAGCAGCAUGACGAUGACGAGCAAGAGAAAUACUUCAAUAAACUUGAGAAAAAGGAGCAAAUGGAAGAGAAAAUGUUGAACACUUAUAAGCUUGCGUGCAAAGCUGUGAGAUGUGUGAAAUGCAAGUACACUGCAUUUUCAGCAGCUCAGAUAUGUAAAGACGAGAGGCAUCCCCUCAAAUUGUUGGACUCAUUCAAGAGGUUCUUCAAAUGUGCUGAUUGUAACAACAGAACUGUCUCCUUAGAACUUCUUCCCCUACAUUCUUGUAGCAACUGCAAGAGCUCUCGCUGGGUGAAAGCACCAAUGAUGAGGGAAAAGAAAGUGGCACUUUCUGAAGGACUAUCCAUCAGAGGUGAAGAGGAAACUUUUAUAGGUGGAGCAGUCACUUCAGGCAAGAAUAUCAAUUUGCUGGUGCCUGAUAGCUGAGGCUUGUUUUUAUGUUAUUUGUAUGUACACAUAGUUUUAAUCUUGACU